AUGAAGAGUAAGCUGGAAGCGCUAGAAGAUGAGAGCUGGCCAGACAGGGAGUUCAGCAACAUCCUUGAACAUCCUCUUGCCAUGGACUUAGACGAGUCAUGGGAGCCACCUAUCAUGGACUUAGACGAGUUAUGGGAUCAUACUGCCAUGGAUGUAGAUGAGUCUUUGGAGACACCUACCAUGGAUGAAGAACAGUCAUUGGAUUCUACUGCCGUGGAUGUAGACGAGUCAUUAGAGCCAACGACCAUGGACUUGGACGAAUCAUGGUAUCCUACUACCAUGGACUUAGACGAGUCAUGGGAGCCACCUAUCAGGGAUGAAAAACAGUCAUUGGAUUCUACUUCCGUGGAUGUAGACGAGUCAUUAGAGACACCUAUCAUGGAUGAAGAACAGUAUUUGGAUUCUACUGCCGUUGAUGUAGACGAGUCAUGUGAGGCACCUAUCAUGGACUUAGACGAGUUAUGGGAUCAUACUGCCAUGGAUGUAGAUGAGUCUUUGGAGACACCUACCAUGGAUGAAGAACAGUCAUUGGAUUCUACUGCCGUGGAUGUAGACGAGUCAUUAGAGCCAUCGACCAUGGACUUGGACGAAUCAUGGUAUCCUACUGCCAUGGACUUAGACGAGUCAUGGGAGCCACCUAUCAUGGAUGAAAAACAGUCAUUGUAUUCUACUUCCGUGGAUGUAGAUGAGUCAUUGGAGACACCUAUCUUGGAUGAAGAACUGUCAUUGGAUUCUACUGCCGUGGAUGUAGAUGAGUCAUUGGAGACACCUACCAUGGAUGAAGAACAGUCAUUGGAUUCUACUGACGUGGAAGUGGACGAGUCAUGGGAGUCAACUACCAUGGAUGAACAGUCGUUGGAUUCUACUGCCGUGGAUGAAUACGAGUCAUGGGAGCCAUCUAUCUUGGAUGAAGAACAGUCAUUGGAUUCUACUGCCGUGGAUGUAGACGAGUCAUUGGAGCCAUCGACCAUGGACCUGGACGAAUCAUGGUAUCCUACUGCCAUGGACUUAGAAGAGUCAUGGGAGCCACCUAUCAUGGAUGAAGAACUGUCAUUGGAUUCUACUGCCGUGGAUGUAGACGAGUCAUGGAAGCCACCUAUCAUGGACUUAGAAGAGUUAUGGGUUCAUACUGCCGUGGAUGUAGAUGAGUCAUUGGAGACACCUACCAUGGAUGAAGAACAGUCAUUGGAUUCUACUGCCGUGGAUGUGGACGAGUCAUGGGAGCCAUCUAUCUUGGAUGAAGAACAGUCGUGGGAUUCUACUGCCGUGGAUGUAGACGAGUCAUUAGAGCCAUCGACCAUGGACUUGGACGAAUCAUGGUAUCCUACUGCCAUGGACUUAGAAGAGUCAUGGGAGCCACCUAUCAUGGAUGAAACACUGUCAUUGGAUUCUACUGCCGUUGAUGUAGACAAGUCAUGGGAGCCACAUAUCAUGGACUUAGACGAGUUAUGGGAUCAUACUGCCAUGGAUGUAGAUGAGUCUUUGGAGACACCUACCAUGGAUGAAGAACAGUCAUUGGAUUCUACUGCCGUGGAUGUAGACGAGUCAUUAGAGCCAUCGACCAUGGACUUGGAUGAAUCAUGGUAUCCUACUGCCAUGGACUUAGACGAGUCAUGGGAGUCACCUAUCAUGGAUGAAAAACUGUCAUUGGAUUCUACUGCCGUGGAUGUAGAUGAGUCAUUGGAGACACCUAUCAUGGAUGAAUAACAGUCAUUGGAUUCUACCGCAUUGGAUGUAGACGAGUCAUGGGAACCACUUACCAUGGACUUAGACGAGUUAUCGGAACAUAUUGCCAUGGAUGUAGACGGGCCAUGGGAGCCACCUACCAUGGACUUGGACAAAUCAUGGUAUCCUAUUUCCAUGGAUGUAGAAGAGACACGGGAGCUACCCUCCACGGAUGUAGAAGAGACAUGGGAGCCACCUACCAUGGAUGUUCAGGAGACAUGAGAUCCUCCAUUCAUGGACGUAGACGAGUCGACGCAUCUUCCGGCCUAGGAAUGGAGCACAACACUACUUAAAAACGUAACCCUUUUUAAGGGCCAACCAACCGGCCCUUUUCAGGGCCAACAUGACAAGUUGUUGGCGAAAACAGAAAAUAAGCAAAAUCUCCUGAGAGAAAGAAAUAAAAAAAGGAGAGAAGCGUCGUAGAUGUCGAAUGAGGCAUAACAUAGCUGGGAGAAAUGAGCCAGUGGGGCAAAACGAGCCCCCGAACAAGGCGCGAAAUUUGCGCUCGUGCGAGCCUCAGCCGUCUGCCUCGCGAGAAGCGACGGGGAAUGCAGAACAUUUUUUGAUAAUGGACGCAUACGUGAUCUCUGAAUAUUCUGGUAUUGAUAUGACUUUAGAUGAGCUAAAGUAUUCUCAUGCUGAUAUGAAGUCAGUUGAUACAGUGGCUGUGAACUAUGGGACGAGUUAGGUGCCGCAAUUUUUAGUGUCACUAUUUUUCUGUCGUGGCCAGAAUUAACGUCGAAAAAUAAAGCAACAUCAAUUUUUUUUCAAUUGUUUUAUUCAUUUAAUAUACAACACUCAAAAUUCAUUGCGAUUGAAAAUUCAUGAAGAAAAGAAAAUAACCUCUGGCGGCUGUAGUCAAAAAUACAGCCUACCUAGAAUUGUUUUUAAUACGGCCUUCACAUAAAUACAAAACAAUUAUUUAAUAUUACUGAGUGUAAAAUUAACAUUUCUCCUGAUAAAAAAAAAUAAUUAUUUUCCAGUGGGCAAGGAUCCACCUAUGUCAACUGUUUGCAGAACGUUAUUUUAUCAAAAUCACGAUGGAAAUUAAAAUGUUUUAAGUGCAUUGAAUGUUUAGUUACAAAAAAAAACCUUGAAUACAAUUAAUUUUCACAUGAAAUCCAAAUUUUCUCUAAGACCUCUGGCUUUAUUUGUGAGGAUUGUGUUCCUUAGUGAUGAAAUUAAUUAGAAGAGGCGCGGUGGUCGAGUGGUUAGAACAUUCGCCUCCUAACAAGGCGACACGGGUACGAACCCCGGCGGGGUCGAACGUGGAUUUUCGCAAGUGGGACACAUGGCGGACGUUGCCAUUGCCUGUGGGUAUUCUCAGUCCUCCCCCCUCCCCCAAUCAAUUCAAUCCGUCACUGCUCCAUACCACAUAUCAUCUCAACCUCACGCAACCUCCAGGCUGGCCGGAACAACAAUUCUGUCCCUCUAGUAUUAGCCCCCAUUUCACCCAGUUACUCCCUGCCCAAGGCAUAAGACAAUAUGUCACAGAAACCGUAUUUUUAAUGAAAGCAGUUUAAAUAAUUUUAAACAGUACUUCACUUAUUUACUUAACAUUUUUAUACCAAAAAAGUGUGAUUUAUUUAUAUAUCGAAGAUUUUAGUGUUGUGUGCCACCUAGAAAGAACACCAAACAGUUUGUCAAGUUAUUGGUAAAAAAAAAAUGAAUGCAUUUCGCCCAAAAGUGGACACAGUGUCUUAUGCCCUAUAAAACGUUGGGUCAAACACGUGCGGGUUUCGUGGUCUGAUUUGCGUAUAACCUCACGAAACCGAGUGGACAAACAUCGCAGAUAAGCACGCCCGGAUCUGUAUGUUUAUUUGACUUAUCCCACAGCGAACUUCCGAACACUCCCGGGCCGUUAUCAUCCGUACGUACAUUCGGUAACGGCCAAAAUCCCCGGCCACUGCGCCAGCCUUGUUCGGAGAUAUUGGCCACUGCUGUUCCUCCAGGCCUUACUAAAUCAACCCCCUCCCCCCCCAACCCCUUUUAAACGGACUAAGCAUUACCCCGCGGGGAAAUCAGAGUCGUUCCUUAUCGUUCUCGUAUUUCCAAGUAACGGUCAGGAGGGAUGAACCUUUUUCUCUUCCUUUCUGGAACUCUGACCACGUGCGCAGUUUCGAAGAUACAGCUACAGGCUAUUCGCACGAAGCAUUAGAAAUGACUUUGUACCGUGCAUAUAACCAAACACAUAGAGCUAGCUAUAUUUGUCCACCCGCAAUCUUCAAGUUACAUAUAUUUUUUAAAAAAAAUAAA
This is a messenger RNA of Bacillus rossius redtenbacheri, 3981 nucleotides long. RefSeq lists its product as uncharacterized. Lineage: Eukaryota; Metazoa; Arthropoda; Insecta; Phasmatodea; Bacillidae. The transcript has a single exon. Bases 1 to 1707 code for a protein of 568 amino acids. The record is from RefSeq and is a predicted model, not a curated record.